This is a messenger RNA of Gopherus flavomarginatus (Mexican gopher tortoise), 1839 nucleotides long. RefSeq names its product septin 4 (gene SEPTIN4). The coding region runs from base 58 to 1458 and encodes 466 amino acids. Gene Ontology annotation, molecular function: molecular adaptor activity; GTP binding; GTPase activity. The transcript is spliced from 12 exons. Lineage: Eukaryota; Metazoa; Chordata; Testudines; Testudinidae. Gene Ontology annotation, cellular component: cell division site; microtubule cytoskeleton; synaptic vesicle. Gene Ontology annotation, biological process: cytoskeleton-dependent cytokinesis; regulation of exocytosis. The record is from RefSeq and is a predicted model, not a curated record.
CUCCGAGCCCGCCGGAGCAGCCUGUGCGCGGUCCCCGGGAGCCGCCGGAGCUGCGCCAUGAUAAAGCGCUUCCUGAAAGAAGACUCGGAGGAGGCAGAGCUGGCCCAGUUCCUGAAGGAGUUCCCUUCAGGCGAGAGCUUUAGGAAGGUGGAGCUGGAGGAGGGCAAGAGGGCCCCUGGCCAGGGGCCCGUAGAUCCCGGCGUGUUCUCCAGCAUAGCCCAGCCCAUUGCUGAUGAGCUGCUAGACGAGAAGGAACUGAGGCCCUUCUCCCGGCCUCGGCCCCUGGACUUUCAGCAGCACAUCGCAGCUCCGGCACCACUGAGCCCCUCGCGGCCUAGGAGCCCAUGGGGCAAGCUUGAUCCAUACGACUCUUCUGAGGACGAUAAGGAGUACGUGGGGUUUGCGACGCUCCCUAAUCAGGUCCAUCGGAAAUCGGUGAAGAAGGGGUUUGACUUCACACUGAUGGUGGCAGGAGAGUCUGGCCUGGGGAAAUCCACCCUGGUGAACAGCCUCUUCCUCACUGACAUGUACAGGGAUCGCAAACUCCUCAGUGCAGAAGAGCGCAUUACUCAGACAGUGGAGAUCACCAAACACGUGGUGGACAUAGAGGAGAAGGGGGUCAAACUGCGCCUGACCAUCGUGGACACCCCAGGAUUCGGCGAGGCCGUGAACAACACGGAAUGCUGGAAACCUGUGGCUGAUUACAUAGAUCAGCAAUUUGAGCAAUAUUUCCGGGAUGAGAGUGGCCUGAACCGGAAGAAUAUCCAGGACAACCGCGUGCACUGCUGCCUCUACUUCAUCUCACCCUUUGGACAUGGCCUUCGUCCCCUGGAUGUGGAAUUCAUGAGAGCUCUCCAUCAGCGGGUGAACAUUGUGCCCAUCCUGGCAAAAGCUGACACCCUGACACCCUCAGAGGUGGAGCGCAAGAAAAGCAAGAUUCGAGAAGAAAUCGAACGUUACGGGAUCCGGAUCUACCAGUUCCCUGAAUGUGACUCUGAUGAAGAUGAGGAUUUCAAGCUGCAGGACCAGGCAUUGAAGGAGAGCAUCCCUUUCGCUGUGAUCGGCAGCAACAUGGUUGUGGAGGCCAAAGGAAGGCGAGUCCGUGGGCGACUGUAUCCCUGGGGCAUUGUGGAAGUGGAGAACCCAGCACACUGUGACUUUGUGAAGCUGCGCACCAUGCUGGUGAAGACCCACAUGCAGGACCUCAAGGAUGUGACACGAGAGACCCACUACGAGAACUACCGGGCGCAGUGCAUCCAAAGCAUGACCCGCAUGGUGGUGAAGGAGAGGAACCGCAACAAACUGACGCGGGAAAGCGGGACCGAUUUCCCCAUCCCAGCUAUCCCAGCAGUGCCAGAUUCUGAGACGGAGAAACUCAUUCGGGAGAAGGACAAAGAGUUGCAGAGGAUGCAGGAGAUGCUGCAGAAGAUCCAGAGACAGAUGAACGACUCCCACUAGCCACCACAUUCCCCUCCAGCUCCCGCCCCACUCAGACCAGAAAUGUUUACAUCAAACCCCAGCCAUCAAAGCCAGCUCUGCUACUCGGUACCAACGAUGCACCUAGCACCUUAAGCUGAUGCGAUACGCCUUAUUAUGGACCCUCGCUGAGCUUUCCUCAGUGACCUACAGGAAAUAAAGGCUGACCUGCACCGGAGCUUCUGAAGCCACCCUCCCCUGGCUUAGACUCAGCCUGUUUCCUUGGCAAGGCUCCUGCAAACCCAGCCUGGUUCUCCUGCAGCGCUUCCCCAUGGUCUGACUGAGUCAGGCCCAGCCACUGGGCUGCUUCCCUCGCGUUGAAUGUGUGCAGCCUCUCUCAUCCAGAGCUGCCUGUCUGUGUGC